This is a messenger RNA of Tripterygium wilfordii, 2090 nucleotides long. Its product is annotated as cysteine protease ATG4-like. Bases 313 to 1782 code for a protein of 489 amino acids. Gene Ontology annotation, molecular function: protein-phosphatidylethanolamide deconjugating activity. The record is from RefSeq and is a predicted model, not a curated record. The transcript is spliced from 9 exons. Lineage: Eukaryota; Viridiplantae; Streptophyta; Magnoliopsida; Celastrales; Celastraceae.
GAGAAACCUUUUUCAAAAAAAGAAGAAGCUGUCAGUUGUUGUUUUUGUCUUCUGCGUUUUUACACAAAGAAAAAAAGAACAAAGGAUCUGGAUUUCCGAAUUCUAAACGAACUGAGUGAAAACAAUAAUUCAUUCAAAAUCAAGGAUUUAUAUUGAAUUCAAUUCUGUUUUUCUCUUGUAGUUGUGCAGCAUAACUGAAACCGAAGAGACAUAAUACGCCCAAUCUCUGUGGGUGUAUCGUUCUAGGUAGAUUUUCUAGAAUUGGGCUGCUUCUAGGCGGCCAUUCUGCUACCGGAACCGGAUGACUAGGUAAUGAAGGGUUUUCUUGAGAGGGGUGUCCCAAAAUAUUCUUCCAGAGGUAGUAGUGCCACCCCUAGCCCAAAUUCCACUUCCCCAUCAGUUUCUUCAGAUUCAGCUCCUAGUGAGAGUAAGCCCUACAAAGCUGCUUCCUUGUGGUCAAGCUUCUUUGCGUCUGCAUUUGCUGCGUUUGAAUCACAUAGUGAGUCAUCCCCUUGUGAAAAGAAGGUCAUUCAUACCAGAAGCAAUGGUUGGACAUCAGCUGUGAAGAGGGUCGUGACCAGUGGCUCAAUGAGGAGGAUUCAGGAGCGUGUGAUGGGGUCAAGCAAGACUGGAAUUUCUAGCACAACUAGUGACAUUUGGCUUCUUGGUGAGUGCUAUAGAAUUUCACAGGAUGAGUCCUCCACAGGUGCAGCUAGUUAUGAUGGAAUUGCAGCAUUCAAACAUGACUUUUCAUCAAGGAUUUUGAUGACAUAUCGAAAAGGUUUUAAUUCUAUUGGGGAUACCAAGUAUACAAGUGAUGCUGGCUGGGGUUGCAUGCUAAGGAGCAGUCAAAUGCUUUUAGCGCAGGCAUUGCUUCUUCAUCAAGUAGGUAGAUCUUGGAGAAAGUCUUUGGAGAAGCCAUUGGACCAAGAAUAUAUCAAGAUCUUGCACCUUUUGGGUGAUUCGGAGGUAUCAGCUUUCUCUAUCCACAAUCUUCUUGAAGCUGGAAAAGAUUAUGGACUUGCAGCUGGGUCAUGGGUAGGCCCAUAUGCCACAUGCCGCUCAUGGGAAUCCCUCGCCCGCCAUAGAAGAGGGCAAACUGAUUCUGAGCAUCAGACACUUCCCAUGGCUGUAUAUGUCGUUUCUGGUGAUGAAGAUGGAGAAAGAGGUGGAGCUCCAGUUGUGUGCAUUGAAGAUGCCUCUAGACGCUGUUUUGAGUUUUCCAAUGGUCAAGCUGCUUGGACACCCAUUCUUUUAUUGGUUCCCUUGGUUCUGGGACUAGAAAAAAUAAACACCAGGUACAUUCCAUCAUUGAGGGCAACAUUUACCUUUCCUCAAAGCCUUGGCAUUUUAGGUGGGAAGCCUGGUGCUUCAACUUACAUUGUGGGUGUACAAGAUGAUAAUGCUUUCUACCUUGAUCCUCAUGAUGUUCAACCGACAAUCAAUAUCAGCGGGGAUGAUCUAGAGGCUGAUACUUCGUCUUACCACAGCGAUCUCAUACGGCACAUUCCUCUGGACUUGAUCGAUCCAUCUUUGGCAAUUGGAUUUUACUGUCGGGACAAAGAUGAUCUCGAUGAUUUUUGUCAUCGGGCAUCCAAGCUAGCAGAUGAAUCAAGUGGUGCUCCAUUGUUUACCGUAACUCACACCCAUAAAUUAUCAAAACCAGUCGACCACAUUGACAUGUCGGGUGACACUGAAGUUCAAGAUGAUGAUUCAUUUGGUAUGGUGACCAUGAAUGAUGUUGGAGGCCUUGCCCAUGAGGAUGACUGGCAACUUCUUUAAUUAGAGAAUUGAUAUGAUGCUCAGGAUUCCAAACUUGUAGCCUGUUUUCUCAUGCGUUGCCAAAUGAAGAGAAGUGUCUCUCGUUUGCUUCAACACUAAAUCUAGAGUUCGUUUGUUGGGUCAAAAUUUGUACAAAGUACACUAAUUUAUCCUGAUUCAUUCUUAAGACAAUAAAUUAUAUUAAAGUGGGUAGUGUAAUGAGGCAAAUGUGGAUGUUGUAUUCUAUAUGGUGCUACUGUUGUUAUUGUCUGAUUAGGUAAAAGGCUGCCUGGAGUAUUCCUUAGCUUCAGAGUUCCCUCCUCUGUCUA